This is a messenger RNA of Aspergillus affinis, 2784 nucleotides long. Its product is annotated as FAD-dependent oxidoreductase. Gene Ontology annotation, molecular function: FAD binding. The transcript is spliced from 5 exons. The record is from RefSeq and is a predicted model, not a curated record. The coding region runs from base 1 to 2784 and encodes 927 amino acids. Lineage: Eukaryota; Fungi; Ascomycota; Eurotiomycetes; Eurotiales; Aspergillaceae.
AUGGGCCUCCAAGGGGUCGAUCCGCUAUGGGACCGCAAUAGAAUGAAUGCAGCCCGCAAAGCCAAGAUCCCAGCUGGAGGAUACACUUGGAGAAUACAUUGUCUGUAUAGACCUGGCGAGGGUCGACCAGGUCAAGUGGAGGGCAAUCGCUGUUCCAUUGAAAUUCCAGUGGGUAUCACGAAAUAUGCUGCCGAUGGCACUGCAGAUGACACUGCAGCUGCGGCAGCCCUUCCAAUAUUUGUCAAACCUGCAGCAAUUUGCUUUUCCGAGGGACCCCUGGAAAGCUACCUGAAGCCAGCCAAACCAGAACUCUUGAUUCUCUUGAAUUUUGUUUCUUUCGACACCGGUCCAACCACGCGCUCUGGUGUAGAUACCCCAUGGGAGCGUAGGAACUUCAAAUAUGCACGGAGUCCUGCAAUCCCCGGUCAGGGUCACCGGAUGCUCUACGACAAACAUCCCGAUCUCAAUUGUUGGUUGGUCAGGAUGACUGCUCCGUUCAAGGUUUUGAUCAUCGGCGGCGGCAUCGCGGGACUGGCGCUGGCCAUCAUGCUCGAAGCAUACGGUUUCGACUACGAGCUGCUCGAAAAGCAUUCAGACGUCGCGCCCAAGUUAGGGGCUGGCGUAGGGUUGACCCCCAAUGGGGCGCGCAUCCUCGACCAAAUCGGCGUUUGGGAUUCGAUGACGCAGCAUGGAUCGCCGGUCAACGCAGGAGCGGCGCUGUCCCCGGACGGUGGCACGGUGAUCUUCAAUCCUAACAUGGGCGAGUGGCUGGAGAAAUUGUUUGGAUACAAGAUCCAUUUUCUGUCGCGCCAUGACUGUCUGAGGAUUCUGUUCAAUAAAAUUCAACGGAAAUCUAAUAUCCACCUGUUGAAAGAAGUGGUCCGUGUUGAACUCGUGGACGGCAAAGCGCAUGUUCAGACGACGGAUGGCGCCGUCUUCACCGGCGACCUCGUUGUGGGAGCGGACGGCGUUCGGAGCAACGUCCGGCGAGAGUUAUGGCGUAUCGCAGAUGCACAGAAGCCCGGCUAUAUCCCCAAGCAUGACCGAUCAAGUAUCAUAUCGAUCUACACGGCCGUCGUAGGGAUCGCUCACAAUUCCGGCCUGCCGCAGGGCGGCUCGCUCCGUGCCUACAACGAGCAACGAUCCUACUUCUUCCAAGAGGGACGCGAGGGCUCAGGAGAGCUCUACUGGUGGCUCUGUGCCAAGAAUCCGAAGACGGAAACUGGCAUCAUUCCUAAGCUUGGAUCCGAGGUAAAGCAAUCUUUGGUGGAGAAGUAUGCGACAGAUCAGAUCGGCCCCGACCUGACUCUGGGGGAUCUGUACAGGCGGUCUAUCUACUCGGCAGCCAUCCCGUUACAGGAGUUUGUUCUUGAAAAAUGCCACUUCAAGAACAUUCUGUUGAUCGGAGACUCAUUUCGCAAGCUUCACCCAGUCGCCGGCCAGGGCGCAAACUCGGCAAUCGAGGAGAGCGCGUUCAUUGCCGACCUUCUGUGGGAGCUACGAAGGCAGGGUGCUUUACAGGAUCCAGCGCGUGUCGAAAAGGCUCUGGCGGAGUUUGAACGCGAAAGAUUCGUCCGACUGACAGCCCUGCGCGAGGAAGCGAAUCUCGUCCAACGGAUGGAGUCGUUCGAUAAUCCCGUUCUUAAGUUCAUGGCCCUGCAUGUCAUCCCCCGACUCAACUUCGUGGUGGCUUUCCUGCCGCAGCUGGGAUCUUCUUUUACCCCUGGUCGCAGUCUCAAAGGUCUACCUGCUCCUAAGGCAGGAUAUUGUCCCUUCCUGCCAGAUAUCCAAGCCCGACCUCGGCCUCGUCCACUUUUCGCCACCCUCGCAUGGAUCUCUCUCCUGGCCUUCGUGGCCUCUCUGUCCUGGUGGAUGUCCAGACUGUUUCCGUCUAACCUCCUCGAUGGAGGGAUGAAUCAGAGUAUCGGAGGAGCUCCCGGUGUCAUACAAAUUUACACCUCUCUGAUCGCCGUCUCAAUUAGCGGGCUGUGGGUCAUCGAAUCCUACAAAGCCCCAUUUCUGAUCUCACCUCUCACCAGUGCCGUGCCGUGGAUUCUGGCCUCGAACCACUGGGGCUGGGAGAUAAUCCUCCCCAUCUACAUCGCCCUGCACAUCGGGUUAAGUCGGACGGUCGCCUACUACCACAUGCCCCAGACGAUGACUGAUCUUGCCGCUGCAAAGGCCUUAGUGCUCUCACUGAUUCUUGUAUACUCAAUCCCAAUGGCCCUGUCGGUGACAAGCACCCAUAACAACGUCCUAGACUCGUGGAAGAUAGCACAUCUCUGCCUUCCCCUUGUCACCUUCCUUACCAGUAAGCUUCUGCGGGCAAUUUCCUCAAUUCCCAAUGGCAUAGAGGCUGUUUUUAGCACCGGGGAUCUUCCUCAUCAGAGAACAUUUUUCGUUACCAUUAGGUUUAUCGCCAGCGCCGCUCAUCUCGCUCUCGCACUCAAAUUUGGAGCUAGAAUUUUUGCACAAGGAACAGGGCUGCUCUCGCUCCCUAUAGUUCACGUCCUGCUUCCACUGACCGCGGCCACAACUUCGUGGUGCCUGUACUACACAUGGGAUCUCGCCAGGAUAAAGGCUCUGGAUACGCCGGUUUCCCACACCUUGGGGUAUAUUCUAGUGAGCACCGUGUUGUGUGGCCCGGCAGCGACUCUGGCUAGUACCUACUCAUGGGGUUCGAUCCAGUUGGCUAAGGCAACCUCAUUUUCAAAACGCGAUGACUCGACAGCCAAAAGAAUCAGGAAGAGGUCGCUCACCAAUAUUACAAGAUUAAAUGAGUGA